GAAGGUUUCACUUCUAACACGUGUGAUCUGCGCACAUGAUAUUUUUUUUUUUAACAUAGAACGUGACUUUAUCGAGGGUGGAAAAAUUCAACCCUUACAACGAGAUCCGAACGAUUAUUUUGAUUCGUCUAAGUACUUCUUGUCCAUUUCGUUUCUAUGAAUGAAUUUAUCGUUCUGUUAAAGAUUUUUUGUUCGUAGACAAAUUUUUUCUCACGUGUUAGUUCAAUGUUUUUCUGAACAAAUGAUGUAUGAUGUAUAUAUAUAUAUAUACAUACCUGUAGAUACAUAAAUCGUGUUCAGUAUUAUAUUAAAUCGAAAACACGAACUUGGAUACCAAGAUACUAGGUGGAAGUAUUCGUAUUUGCCAAGGUCAAUCGCCGGUAGUAAGACGGUAACGCGAUCUUUCAUUGUGCCUAGCUCGGCAGUUAUGACGGUUUGCGUGUCUUCCUCCGUUUACAUUUACCCCUUUAGCCGUCUUUGCUUUCCGUUUCUUGUAACUUGUUAAGAACGCGCGGUAGUUUAACAGGCCGCAAACGAUAUUUACCAUUAUUUAUCAUGCAAGCAAGCAACGUUAAAGCUUCCACAAAAUGACUCCUCCGAAGUUUAGAAUCUAACUGUAAAUUGUAUCUUUCCAAAUGCGUUCUAAAACUCGCACCUAAUUAUUCCGCAAAAUUUCAUAUUCCUCAGGGAAGAGUAUAGUCUACGGUUCAAACUAUUGAAAUUUAUUCUAUCGAUCGUACGAGGGGCUACUUUCAAAUGCAAAACGCUAUCCGUACCGACUGCACUUUCCGAUGAUAAAUAUCAUCACAUUCAAUAAUUGACGAUAAACGAAUUUCAUCGUUAUUUGACCCUUACAUAACUCUUAAUUAUUCAUUAAAAAGGAAAUUUAUAAACGUAACAUAUCAUCUACAUCAAUGAUGUUAGUUUAUUAUCAUUUGAAUUCAAAAUGAUGAAUAUAUUACAAUAGUGCAACAUCACUUAGAACAACGAAAAACUACGAAAUAGGAAAAGCAUGUAAAUUGAUACUCAUGAUCACUACAACCUUGUAAACGUAAAAGCACGUAAUAAUGAAAAGAGACACGUAGAAUGCGCGAGGUAAUUUAUAAUUGAAGGUUAUCCUCGUUGCACGCAUUGUAGGUACAUAUUAAAGUAGGCGCCGUCUGUAGCUGUCAGGUAUAUAUCGUGUACCUGAUUGCUAUGAAUUAUUCGCAAUACUUGCGAGAUUUAAAUGUCCAAGCUUUUAUGCACGAAACUUACAAUACGCGAUUCGUCGAUACACCAAAUAAACAGGAAUCUUCCAAGAGAUGUUAGGUUUAUUGUAUUGUCAAAUAAUAUAAUGUUCUUCCUUAGAAUAGAAUAAUCUAAAGUAUACUUGGAAGAAUCCUCUCAGUAGAGGAAACUGAAAAGUACAAACAGUAAUAUUGAUACACGCUGGUAAAAGUUAGAUUGUCGAUAUCACAAACAGGACACCCAUAUCCUGUUUUGCACUACACCGACAAAAUCAUGAUUCAAGAUGUAGCCACGUUAUAUUGGUAUCGUGCACGUUGACUCUAUUCACAGUCCAAUCGAGUGACUGUUGUUGUUGAUACGCAACAGGUUCCAUGGAGGACCAUUUUGUCAGAAGCUACAAGAUGAACAAAUCGAUCUAAAAAGUGUCUAUUACAACAGAAAUACGUACGAACAACAAUGGAUCCGCAAGAAACAACGACUAACAAUGCUGCUUUGAUUCGCGGUUCGAGCACGGUAAAGCAGGGUGCACCUCUAUCGCAAGGCUUUCAAGCAAGACCCCAAGUUACUCCUACUGGAUUUCCAAGAUACCCAGUAAAUAAUGGCCCUAUAGGAGCUAACCGUCCUGCAGGACAACAAGCGCAACACCCUAUUUACGGUUUAGAAAGUCAUACGUCCAUAGGCCAAUCUAAAUCAAGCCAACAACAACUCGUACAACUUCGACCACACGGGCUUUCACCGAGGCCUCCUGGAAACAACCAAGUGCAUCAUCCUGGAAACCCAGUGCAUUCACCUAGGCAAAUACAAAGUAGACAAAAUCCAGUAAGUCCUCAAAGUCCUCAAAAUCCUCAAAAUCCAAGAUUCCCUGGGAGCCCUGGAGUCAGAGUAGCGAAUCCAACGAGCGGAGGACCACCUCCGGUUCCACAACCGGUAGGACCCAGACCAAAUUAUCAAAGAAACGUCAUCGAACAGAGAACAGAACAAAGAAUCUUGAAUUUGUCCGCAUCGGCAAGCACAAAUCAACAGCAAGGGCAAAGUUUCAAUUCACCGAGGCCACUUAAAAAUUCGGUGCCACAAAGACCGAGGAAUGAUCCGUCCUUAAACACAACAAGACCGUGUCAAUUAUCUAAUAAGGAGAACAAACAAUCUGUACGUCCUCGUAUAAUCAUAGAAAAAAUGCCGGACUUGGACGAAGAGAAGAGCGAUCUCGUCCGAGAGAAUUCGAUUCAAAAAAAGAAAGCUGACGUUCGCGGUAGCGGUGAAAACGAUGACGAUGAUGACGACGUUGUGAUGGAUACUGAAAAGUCACCUAGACAAAAUGGUAGCACGGUUUCCGACACCGAUAAGUCGCCACGCCCAAGUGACAAUUUACCCCCCAAUAAAGACAAAUCACCACAGAAAAAUGGCAAUGCUGACCGUAGUAAGGAAUCCCUAUCGGACUCUUCGGUAUCUCCAAAAAUAGGACAAAAAAUGGAGGAUAGCGGUAAAUCAGUAACUCGGCCAGGAACAGCUACGAUCGAUACUAAAUCCGAGAGAAAAUCACCCGAACGAAUGAUCGUUCCUGUAAACGAUAACGAACAGCCUGAAGAUAAAGAAACUUCGAGUAAAUCUUUAUUAGACAAGUCGGAAGAUAAAACGUCGAAUAAAAAUGAUUCCAUCGAUGAGGAUAAGUCUGUUCCUACUAAAAAUGAUCAAAUUGGUGACGACGUUAAAGACGAAGUCAAGAAGGAAUCUUCUUCUAGCAGUAGACCUGCAUCGAGCAAAAUGGAAGAUAAAAUUGAUCAAAUGAAAACCGAACAACGUUCCUCGGUCGUUGAAAUGAAAAUUAAUGAGGAUAGUAAGAGUGAAAUAGUGCUAGACGAAUCUAAAGAAAAGAAAGUAGAAAAGGAUAAUAAUAAAGUCGAUGAAUUAACAACGAAAGAAGAUAGUGCAAAGUGUCCCGCUAGUCCUCAAACACAAACCAUACAUUCUGCAGGUCAGAAUGAUCAAAGUGAUUCCACGCCGACGAAAAAAGAUCAAAUUGAAGAGAAAUUAACAAAUUUGGAAAAUCUUACAAAUAAUUUAACACCAGAAAACGUAGAUCAAAUGCCAAGAACACCGUCAAAGUCUCCUCCGUCAGCGGAUAUUAUAAAAGAGAACAAACAACAAAGUCCUCCUCCUGCUUCUCCUUCUCCUUCAGUUGGAAGUCCUUCGAAUAUUCCAACGCCAAUUAAGAAUUCUGACGAAGCAUCAAAAACACCAUCAAAGUCUCCAUCCCCGGACGUCACGAAGGAGGACAAUUCUAAGGAAGCUUUAAACGAUUCGCCGACUGUUCAAUCUGCAGAACAGAGACCGAAAACUCCUGCUACUAAAUCUCCUUCCCCUUCUCCAACGUCACCCUCACCCGAUGUCGUAAUGGAUGAUAAAAGAAAAUUAACUCCGAGUCCUUCGAAUAAUUUAACGAUGCAAAACCUCGAACAAGACUCGAAAACUCCGUCAAAAUCCUCCGACAUUUCCAGAGCCUCGACGCCAACGGUCGUGGACGUUCAGGCGGAAAAUAAAUCGGAAAGUUUAAAUCUAGAAAAACCCAGCAGACCUACCUCGGCUUUAUCAAAAGAUUCUACUUCGGAGAAAGAGCAGACUCCAACUGUACCAGCGAGUUCUCCCUCUUUGGAAAUGCAGGAAAAAUUGUCCCUACCAGAAUCCUUGCCUACACCACCAAAGUCACCUCUAGAAAGUGUUCAAGGUUUUGACAAUGGACAGAGAAGGUCUCUGUCUUCACCAGGUUCCCCGAAAUCACCGAAAUCAGCAAUCAGUAUAAAGCCUUGCGAGGGUGAAAAGAAAAAAACUACCUUCGCUGAGGAUUCUAUCAUCAAGAAGGACGAAAGCCUGGAGGAAAAAACGGAAGGUUCCUCUCGAGAAACUUCGAAACCGACAACGCCUACUGGAAAACCACGACGCGCGCAAACACCCAUUAAACUACAGAGCGAGAAACGAAAAAAAGAUAUUGAAAAUGACAGUGCUAUUAACGAUUUGACCAAGCAUAACGUUUCACCAACUACGAAUGGAGUCGCAGAUUCGCCAACAAAAAAAUCACCAUCGAAAUCCAAAGAGAGUGAUAAAAGAUCAACAGCUGGAUCGCCGACAAAAUCGCCUAGCAAAUCUAGCAAAUCAUUGCCAAAAACUCCAGAGACACCGUCAUCGACAGGAAGUCAAGAAAAAAAGAAGGUGCCGAUGAACAAAGUUCAAGUUGGUGCGGCACCUUCGCCGAAUUUGAAAACUGUACGAUCGAAAAUCGGUUCAUUAGAAAAUGCCAGUUACAAACCUGGUGGUGGAAAAGUUAAAAUAGAAAAUAGAAAGUUGGACUUUAGCAAGGCACAACCUAAGAUCGCUGCGAAGAACGAAAAAUACACGCCCAGUGGCGGUGACAAAAAGAUAUCUCAAAUAAAACUUCAAUGGAAUGCAAAACCCAAAGUGGGCUCUUUGGAUAAUGCCACGUAUAAACCCGGCGGCGGUGAUAAAAAGAUCGAGACAGUCAAGUUGGAUUUUAAAGACAAAGCUAAACCAAAAGUAGGCUCGAAAGAUAACGCCAAGCACGUACCUGGUGGUGGAAGUGUCAAGUCAUCGGCGACGCCACCAAAGACACCGCAGGACACGAAUAACGACAUACAAACGCAGAAGGUUGAUAUCAAGGCUGAAAGUAAAAUAGGAUCUAUGGAUAAUGUGAAACAUAAGCCGGGUGGCGGUGACAAGAAGAUCUUCAACGACAAGGAUUAUCUCAGACAGACAGGCUCAAAUGUUGAAAGUCUUUGCGGUAGUGGUUCACAGGUUCAAAGUACCGAGGAGCAGAUAACGGAUGAGGAAAAAAAAGAAACGGAAACGAGGAAUAGCGACCUACCACAGCCACCACCAUCGACACCAACACGAGGACGUACUGUGAAAUCACCGUCUCGGGUAGUAACUGCACAAGCUGUUCGCAGCAGCCUGGCCAAGUCACCAACGUCUAAUAAAAAUAAUGUUCUACCGAAAGACGCAGAUGUUCCUCCUGCAGCGCAAAAUUUACAAAGGGAUGAAGAUAGGAGCGAAAAAACUAUCACUGAGAAAAAAAGUCCGAUCAAGGAAGACUCGGUGAAAUCUUUGAAACCACCGAGUACUCCACCUCGUCCUCCGAAUAAUUUAAAAUUAAAAUAUACCAAUAAAACGUCUCCGAGAAAAACGUCGCCGAAUGAGUUGCGUCUUCCUAAAUUGGCAACUUCACCAGUUCAUCAGGAAAUUAACACAGUCUCGGAGACAUCACCUAAACUCAUUUUACCCAAAUUGAUCGAAUCAUCGAUGCAAUCUACUCGCGUUGCUCAAUGAGUUCUUAUUUUUUUAUUUAUAUUUCAUUUUGGAGCACGUGCGGUAAAAUAAUAAAUCGAUUAUUACGUAGAUUUA
Molecule: messenger RNA, 5640 nt
Organism: Polistes dominula (European paper wasp)
Lineage: Eukaryota; Metazoa; Arthropoda; Insecta; Hymenoptera; Vespidae
Gene: tau
Product: microtubule-associated protein tau
Biological process (GO): microtubule cytoskeleton organization; neuron projection development
Cellular component (GO): neuron projection
Molecular function (GO): microtubule binding
Source: RefSeq, a predicted model, not a curated record